Messenger RNA from Oncorhynchus kisutch (coho salmon), 1232 nucleotides. Its product is annotated as aldo-keto reductase family 1 member B10-like. The transcript has 6 exons. The annotation marks the transcript as partial. The record is from RefSeq and is a predicted model, not a curated record. Lineage: Eukaryota; Metazoa; Chordata; Actinopteri; Salmoniformes; Salmonidae.
UGUAUACUGAUUGAAUGCCACCCCUAUCUGAACCAGGAGAAGUUGAUCAACUACUGUCACUCUAAGGGCAUCUCUGUGACAGCCUACAGCCCCCUGGGUUCCCCAGACAGACCAUGGGUCAAACCAGAGGACCCUUCCCUACUGGAGGAUCCCAACAUCAAGGCCAUCGCUGAGAAGCACAAGAAGACCUCUGCCCAGGUCCUGAUCCGCUUCCAUAUCCAACGGAACACGAUUGUGAUUCCCAAGUCUAUCACCCCCACACGUAUCCAGGAGAAUUUCCAGGUGUUUGACUUUGUGUUGAGCGACGAGGAAAUGAAGACCAUUCUGGGCUUCAACAGGAACUGGAGAGUCUGCCCAAUGAGAGGGAGCAUGAAGCACAAGGACUACCCCUUCAAUGCUGAAUUUUAAGGAAACGGUGUUUCCAUCUCUGGUGUUGUGACUCGCUUGAGAUGUCUGCCCUCUUUCUGUUCUCGUUUAGAUUCAUUCUUAUUUCUCCCUUUAAGACAAUGUGCAGAAAUAGCCAUCCUUGAGCUAGUUUCUUGCGAAUACCCAUACAUACUGUGAUUUAGUAUCUGUGUGUUGCAGUAUUGUAUUUCUCACGAGAUAUACACUCUGACCUAUAUAAUUGCCUUCUUUCAUAGCACAAUGGUCAUUAUUUUUCAACAAUCAUGGAAACAUAAUUUGACAUAGGAUCGAUAUUAGUGAGGUAUAAAAAAAGCUUUUUGUUUCUGGUUUGAUACUGUAGCAAAUCCAAGGCGCUAGGCUUCCUAACGCGCACAAUAUGGUGUUUGUGGCUUCUCACAUGACCCAGUUUGUUUGUUUCUCUUUGGUCACUCGCAAGCUUUUUCAUCAAUUAGCAUCCACAUAUAAUCUUAUGACUUUAAAGAAUUGAUGUCAACCAUAGGAAUGCAUAGUUCAACCAUAGGAGCUGGGUAUGUCAUACCUGGUCUUACUGAAAUAAGUUACAGAAAUAUCACAUGGACAUUGUGUGUGUGAUGUACAGUAUUACAUAUCAACUGUGAGCUGUUUCUUCUGUUUUUGUUUCAGAGAUUAAAAAAUGUAGAAUAUAAAUAGUAUUCGAUAUAGCUGAUCCUAAUAGUACAUUGUACAUUGACCUAUGUUCAUGAAGAUAUGUUGUUGAACACUCCUUCCCUCCAAUGCCUAGUCAUAGGAGCCUAGAAUGAGUCAUCCACACUCUUUGCCUUACAGGACGAUAAAGCACUUCUACUCAU